Molecule: messenger RNA, 996 nt
Organism: Schistosoma intercalatum
Lineage: Eukaryota; Metazoa; Platyhelminthes; Trematoda; Strigeidida; Schistosomatidae
Source: the annotation of a GenBank genome assembly
AUGACCGGUUUGGUUGAAUAUACUACUACUACCACUACUACUACUACUACUACUACUACUACUACUACUACUACUACUACUACUACUACUACUACUACUACUACUACUACUACUACUACUACUACUACUACUACUACUACUACUACUACUACUACUACUACUACUACUACUACUACUACUACUACUACUACUACUACUACUACUACUACUACUACUACUACUACUACUACUACUACUACUACUACUACUACUACUACUACUACUACUACUACUACUACUACUACUACUACUACUACUACUACUACUACUACUACUACUACUACUACUACUACUACUACUACUACUACUACUACUACUACUACUACUACUACUACGACUACUACUGAUACUGCGACUACUACUACUACUACUACUACUACUACUACUACUAUGACGACGACGACAUUUACUACUACGACUACUACUGAUACUGCGACUACUACUACUACUACUACUACUACUACUACUACUACUACUACUACUACUACUAUGACGACGACGACAUUUACUACUACGACUACUACUGAUACUGCGACUACUACUACUACUACUACUACUACUACUACUACUACUACUACUACUACUACUACUACUACUACUACUACUACUACUACUACUACUACUACUACUACUACUACUACUACUACUACUACUACUACUACUACUACUACUACUACUACUACUACUACUACUACUACUACUACGACUACUACUGAUACUGCGACUACUACUACUACUACUACUACUACUACUACUACUAUGACGACGACGACAUUUACUACUACGACUACUACUGAUACUGCGACUACUACUACUACUACUACUACUACUACUACUACUACUACUACUACUACUACUAUGACGACGACGACAUUUACUACUACGACUACUACUGAUACUGCGACUACUACUACUACUACUACUACUACUACUAGCAUUGUUUGUACCAGCAUUUGA